UCCGUCAAAAAUGUCAACAACAUCAGCUGUCGAGACUUAUAAUUGUAAAUUGCGAUUAAUACGUGUGUAGGAAAAACACGUUUAUUAUUCAUAUUUAUUUCUGUUAAAAUGGUUAUAUUAAAUGCUUUAGAAGCAAGUAAAAUCGGUGACUUGGAAACAUUAAAACGUAUCGAACAUGACAAGCAAUCACUUGUUGAUUCGAAUGGUGCCUCUUGCUUGCACUAUGCUGCUAGAGGAGGAAGUGUUCACGUUAUUGAAUAUCUUAUUAAAAGUGCCGGAUUCUCAGUCCAACAGAGAUCAAAAAGUGGAGCUACAGCAUUGCAUGAUGCUGCUGCUAAGGGAAAUACAGCAGUUGUGAAAUGGCUUGUUGAGAAUACUGAAUUAAACGUUAAUGACCAAGAUAAUGCAGGAGCUACAGCCUUACAUCUAGCUGCAAGGUUUCGACAUAUACUUACAGUAGAGUGGCUGCUGGAUGAAGCUGAGGCUAGUGCUGCCAUUAGAACUACUACUGAUGCCCUACCCCUUCACUUUGCUGUUGUUGGAGGAGACAUGAAUUGUGUGAAAAUUUUAGUGGAUGAAAACCCAAGGCUCAUCAACAUGCAGAUGAACAAUGGAACCACACCUGUAUACCUGGCUUGUCAAGCCGGUUACCUGGAUAUACUCAAGUACCUGGUCAGCAAGAAUGGGGCCACAAAAAUCAAAGCUUACGAUGCGAUGUCAUGUCUGCAUGCAGCUGCACAGAUGGGUCAUCUUGAGGUGGUCAAAUGGUUGGUAAAAGAGGAGAAAUGCAACCCAAAUGACCGAGACUUUGAUGGAGCCACGCCCUUACAUUACGCAGCCAGCAGGGGACAUGCGCAGGUUGUACACUGGCUGCUGAAGGAGGGUGGGGCCAAAGUGACCCUGGACAAUCUGGGUGGGAGUCCAUUGCAUAAUGCAGCAGAGUUGGGUGAGGUUCAGACUGUGGUUGCUUUGCUACAAGCUGGAUGUGACGUCAGUCUGGUGGAUAAUGAGGGACUCACUGCUGCAGAACUUGCUGACAAAUGUGGGCAAACGGGAGUAGCUGCUCUUGUUAGAGGGGAGAUCACUCUCGAGCACUUCAUUCACCAACAGUCAACAAACAAGACCAAUCAUCAACUCAGGUCGCCACAUAUUCGUUUCCCACCCCCUCCCCCCUUCCCGCCAGACGACCCAGAGACUGGUGUAGCCAGCACCAGCAAAAACCUCCCUGGAACAUCCUCACCUCCCCUCCCACCCCCACCACUCCCAGUCUCCCCACCCACCUCCACCCCCUCUACCCCCUCUACCCAAGGCUCCCCCAUCUCCCCCCCUACACCUAUCAGUGAAAUUGAAGAUGAAACUAUAACAAGUCUAGAGACAAGUUUUGAGCACAGGCACUCACACAGCAGCCAUUUUGAUGCAAAGUCUCGGGAACCAAUCAAAAGAACAGUUUCAAGAAUAUCAGUUGACUCAACUGCCUCAAACUUUGGAGUAUUUGAGCAACAGGAGGGGGCUGUUAUACAAACAGUGAAAGCUGAUGUUCACCCUCGGCCUGUCAGUUACAGCAGUGGUCCAGGGGACAGCACCCAUAAGCCCACACAGGGUAGAGUUUUAUCAGCAGGCAUUAGCAGCACCUCUUUGACUAGUCAUCCAGGGGGUUCUCUGGGCUACCAGAAACCAGGGGUGGUCAACAUCUACAGCAAGAAGCCCAAAACUACAGCAGUAGAGCCUCAAAGGUUGUCCUCACAGUCUUCUGGCUCCCCACUGUCUGUCAGUACAGCGUCACUACACAGUGACAUCUCAACCGCCAGCUCUGAUGUCGUGACUGUCAGACCAACACAGCUAAACAUCUCCCACGACGUCAAGCCUUCAAGCAGCACCACAGAGAAAAAAGUGAGAAAGCCUUACUACAGCACCCAGCACAAAGAAGAUUUCAACACCCUGACCAAAACAUCUUUUGCCAAAGCCAAAGCUUUGUUCCAGGACACGCCAGAGUACAAGUCCCAGGACACGCCAGAGUACAAGUCCCAGGACACGCCAGAGUACAAGUCUCAGGACACGCCAGAGUACAAGUCCCACAUUUGUCCUGACAGUGGGGAGCUCUGCUACCCUGACCCACACAGCCUCGCAGCUCAGCAGCACAAGAGGCUGUCAUCCAGGAUGGAGCCUGAGACAACUGCCCCACCCCCUCCUCCCCCACCCCCACCACUUCCUGAAAACAACCAUCUGACCAACGGAGCUCAAAAACCUGAGGAUGUCAUCAAAUCUGUCGUCAACAUCCAUGGAGGUCAUGUGACCAUCAUCUCCACGGGAACCAAACCCAACGGCACUAACACGGGGGAGGCUGUCAACAACACCAGGCCUGUGUCUGGGGUCAAGGCCAGCGCCACACCCCUGGUCAAGGCCAGCGCCACACCCCUGGUCCUGCCUGCCAAAUCCUCCGACCCAGUCUCAGCCCUGAUGAAAGAGCUCUCUGUCAGGAACAAAACUUUGACCAAUGGGGACUCACCUGAUGGUCAGCUGGUCAAUGGCCACUCCAGCCAAUCAGGCCAGGUCUCAGCCUCUAUGGUGAGACCAGCAUCAGUACAUGCGGGACUUGGGAUCUCUGCCAACAGAAAUGGUGACAUACAAUCUUCCAAAGUUUACUCUCGAAGUUCCAGUAGUUCAUCAGUGGGGUCAUCAGUGGGGUCAUCAGUGGGGUCAGGGUCACAGCCUCGCACACCUGAAGAAAGUAAACAUAACCUCAUUGCUGAUAUACAGUCAGCUGUCAGUGGCUCAUCCAAUCUCUCUCUAAGGAGGGCAAAGGUUAGAGGUGAAGGGGUUAGCAUGGUGUACCAGUCAAAGAAAGGUGGAGGAGGACCAGGGGAGGCUAAGAAUGACCACAGGCCACUUACUGGUGACUUUGACCCCAAAAACUUUCUGGAUAAAGUUGAGAAGGUGGACGCUACAGGCCUGGUCAUCCCAGAGUGGAGGCGCCAGGUGUUGGCCAAACAUGCUGCGGAGAAGGCGCAGAAAGAGUUUGAAGAAAGGAAAACUGUUGAAGAUUAUGAGGAGAGAUUCAGGAAUGUACCAGCAUGGAAAAGAGCACUUAUUGAACGGAAAGAAGCUCAGGCAAAAGAAGAAGCAGCAGCAAGCAAGAAAUGAAAAGCUGUGUCAAAGACCAGGAUUUAGUGUUGAUUUAGUCCUGGGUUCACUUUGUAGUUUUGUACAGGUCAUGUACACACCUGUUGACCUGUGUACCUGGCAGGUCGACCUAUUCUGUGAUGUAGCUCUAGGUCUGGUCAAAGAUGUGUCCCUGAGUUCGUUGACCUGUUGUUGAUGUCUUGUGGUAGCGCUUGUAAUAAAAUAUCUGUAGAGCCCCACAGCAUAAUAUGAAACCAAAUAGACAAAUGGUAAUGUGCUAUUUAUAGAUUUAUGUUGAUGGUAUCUUUUGUUAUAGUUAUUUUUUUUUAAAUAUAUAGCUCAGGUAAUUAUUACUUUGCCCAACCACUAAAAUAAUAAAUUAUUAUAGAAACUGAUGUUUAAUAUGAAAACUUUUGUCAAGAUUUGACAAAACAAAACUGUUCAGGAAAUCAAUGUUUUAUUCACUGUUAC
This is a messenger RNA of Physella acuta, 3591 nucleotides long. Its product is annotated as espin-like. Gene Ontology annotation, molecular function: actin filament binding. NCBI's taxonomy places the organism in Eukaryota, Metazoa, Mollusca, Gastropoda, Physidae. Gene Ontology annotation, biological process: actin filament bundle assembly. The record is from RefSeq and is a predicted model, not a curated record. Gene Ontology annotation, cellular component: cytoplasm.